AGAGAGAAAGCGGGUGGGAACGGGGAAGAGAGAGUACGAAAUUGUGGCAGAGGUAAACAGCAGAAGUUGUCUGAAGAUCUCAGUGCUAUACGGUGUAACUACGGACGCGAAAGCCUCGUGGAAACAUGUAGACAUUAAUUACGUCCGAUACUAGCAGACUAACAUCCACAAAAGGAGCUGGGCGUGUUCAUAUUUUGAUGUACUGAGGCUCGAGUCACAGGUUUUGUUCAACAUUCCUCCCGGCCGACGCGACGCGGUGGGGACCCGCACAAUUGAGUAAUGCUUUCACUUUUCCAGCGAGAAGAUGGAUGAAAAAUCCUACUACAGCCGACUUCUCAUCGUACUGCUGAUGAUCCUGUGUUUCGGUGUUAUUGUAUUACAAUACGUCUGUCCUACGUCCGAUUGCCAGUUGCUACACCUGGCAUCAUUGUCCUCGAGACUAGGGAGUCGCGAGCCCGGGGAUCGCAUGAACGGAGCCGGUGCUGGAGAUCCGUACAGCUCAGAAGACGGUGCUUUGGUUCGCUUUGUGCCUCGCUUUAAUUUCACUACCAAAGACCUUAAUCGUGCUGUAGAUUUCAACAUAAAGGGAGACGAUGUUAUAGUGUUCCUCCACAUUCAGAAAACCGGGGGGACCACGUUCGGCCGUCACCUGGUCCGCAACAUCCAGCUGGAGAGGCCGUGCGAGUGCCAUGCGGGCCAGAAGAAGUGCACUUGCUACCGGCCGGGCAAACGGGACACCUGGCUGUUCUCGCGCUUCUCCACCGGCUGGACCUGCGGUCUGCACGCGGACUGGACGGAGCUCACUAACUGCGUGCCUUCUUACAUGAGCAACCGCGAGUCUCAGGAGAGGCGCGGGAUUCCCAGUAGGAACUACUACUACAUCACGAUCUUGAGGGAUCCGGUGUGGCGCUACCUGAGCGAAUGGAGGCACGUUCAGCGCGGUGCCACCUGGAAGGCCUCUAAACACAUCUGUGAUGGCCGUUUACCCACCCUGACCGAGCUGCCCAGCUGUUACACUGGUGACGACUGGUCGGGCUGCACGUUGGAGGAAUUCAUGGUGUGUCCUCACAACCUGGCCAACAACAGACAGACGCGUAUGCUGGCUGACCUCAGCCUGGUGGGCUGCUAUAACCUCUCCAUCAUGAGUGAGAGCCAGCGGUGGGGCGUUCUACUGGAAAGUGCCAAGCGCAACUUGCGAAACAUGGCCUUUUUUGGUCUGACGGAAUAUCAGCGUAAGACGCAGUACCUCUUCGAGCACACGUUCCGCCUGUCCUUCAUCGCGCCGUUCACGCAGCUCAACGGCACCCGCGCUGCGAGCGUAGAGGUGGAACCGGAGACCCAGCGCAAGAUUCGAGAGCUGAACCAGUGGGACGUGGAGCUGUAUGAGUAUGCGCGGGACCUUUUCCUGCAGCGAUUCCAGUACGCCAGACAGCAGGAGCGCAGGGAGGCCCGUCAGCGACGCCUGCAGGAGAGACGCAAGCUACGUGCCAAGGUGAAGCCUUGGUGGGGGGUGACUGGAAAAGCUGUUUUUAAACCCACCAAGGAGCCACCAACGACAGAACAAUAUCCUGCUUUCUCUGAAGAAAAACAAGCAGAUGCUGGACAUGUGGAGAGUGAGACAGAAGGACAGGUAGAGGACAGCUGGAUAGAGGAGGAUGGGAAUGAAACCAUAUUGGACUAUUUAGAAAAUGUGGAGCAGUGGCGGUAGCCAACAGCUAUUUGGUUGAACUCAAUAAUGGACUAGAAAAUGGUGAUUCCAUUUUAUUACUACGGGGUACCUAUAAUCCUUUAAGCCCAAAUCACUGCUAAAUAUUAGCAUGUACGGGUUAUUAAUUGCGGGUUUUUCUUUUUGUGACACAUGAAUUUUGUGGAAUGCACAUCUUAAUUGCCAUAUAUAUUGAUUCAUAGCACCAGUUUACUGUCAAAUAUCAUAGUUUGAAUUAUCGUCUUACAACCUUGUGACUUGUGAAUUGAAGAUAUGCUAAAAUCCACAGUCCCAUCCCCGCUUUGCCCUUGAGAAGAGGGCAUUAUGAGGUUGCAGGGAGAUCAUCACUGCAAUUAAUUUACUGAAAAUCUUUAUGGAGGAAAAGCAAAUGCUUAAUACUAAUCGUUAAAGCCAAAGAAUGGAAUGUCUCCGAAUUUUCAGACCUUGCUGUUCUAAGGAGGAAGCUGGUGGCAGCACAUUUUUAUUUACAUUCCUGUAAUGUAAGAUUUAAAAUAUUGCCUUUUUUUUUUUUUUUUUUUUUCCAAGUGUCCUCAACAGUCACAAUCCCAUGCACAUCAUAAGUCAGCCUUUUGUUGAAGUCCAACACUUGUCUUUUGGAUUAUUUUUUUAUUUAAGAUGUUUUCUAUGAAAUGCAUUUCUUUCUCAUUCCUUUUAUUUAUGUUUGCCAAUAGGAUCACAUGAUAUGGGUUGUAUCAUGGUAUUUUGCUACUUGAAAAUAAAAAGCCAUUGUGAAUCA
Messenger RNA from Ctenopharyngodon idella (grass carp), 2462 nucleotides. RefSeq names its product heparan sulfate 6-O-sulfotransferase 2 (gene hs6st2). The transcript has 2 exons. The record is from RefSeq and is a predicted model, not a curated record. Bases 305 to 1708 code for a protein of 467 amino acids. Lineage: Eukaryota; Metazoa; Chordata; Actinopteri; Cypriniformes; Xenocyprididae. Gene Ontology annotation, cellular component: membrane. Gene Ontology annotation, molecular function: heparan sulfate 6-sulfotransferase activity.